Molecule: messenger RNA, 1321 nt
Organism: Myotis lucifugus (little brown bat)
Lineage: Eukaryota; Metazoa; Chordata; Mammalia; Chiroptera; Vespertilionidae
Gene: SYCE2
Product: synaptonemal complex central element protein 2
Exons: 3
Coding region: 316-1065 (249 amino acids)
Biological process (GO): synaptonemal complex assembly
Cellular component (GO): central element
Source: RefSeq, a predicted model, not a curated record
CAAUUUAGCUUUAUUAGACAGCCGUCACUUUUUUACCAUUUUACUAAUAUGACAUUUAAUUGAAUUAGAUUACUAUAGUUAUGUGUACAGUGUACAAACAUAACUAACUUUUUUUGUGCAUUUAAAAAAAUCUUUUAACAUAAUUCUUGACUGGCUGCCUCAUCUAGUGGGAGCAGAGUCCUGCAGGUACACUAAACCCCAGAUGGACUGCAGGCUGCAGACAUCACCCAAAAGAUUUAGAAAGGAAUACAGCAGGUUGGUGACAGGAAGAUCCAUCUAAGAAAGCAUCUAUACUAUUUAUAAAUAGAAUUAUUGAUGCUCAUUUCAGAACAGCAAGUUGAUGUUAUAAAAUUACUAUGUGUUUCGGGGGCAGGCAGAUUUUCUUGUUCUGGAAGUUUGGGCAGGCUUUUUGUGUGCCUUCGGGUCUGUUUUCUUAGUUAUAAAAUAGGGAUGUCAUCCCUGCCUCUCAGGGCAGAAGUGGUGCAUGAAAUAACCAAGCGUCACCCACGGGAGAUACACAACGCUGUUUCUUCUCCCACCAUGGAGCUAAUUCAUGUCAGCCACUCUGGGGAGAAUUUGGGGCUGACCUCGGUUUCCUAUACUUUCAGAAGUCAGGUUUCUAGCCCUUCUAUCGCCACCUCCAGUGCCAAUCGCCAGCUGAUGAUGCUGGAAGGGAAGUCGGGACCCUACUUUUCAUCUCUGGACUCUAGCAUUGAGAUCCUGAAGAAGAGGGCCCAGGAGCUGAUCGAAAACAUCAAUGAGAGCAGGCAGAAGGACCAUGCACUCAUGACCAACUUCAGGGACAGCCUCAAGAUCAAGGUUUCAGAUCUGACAGAGAAGCUAGAGGAGAGGAUGUAUCAACUUUAUAAUCACCACAACAAGAUCAUUCAGGAAAAGCUCCAAGAGUUCACCCAGAAAAUGGCAAAGAUCAGCCAUUUGGAAACAGAGCUCAAACAAGUGUGCCACACUGUGGAGACCGUGUACAAAGACUUCCAAGACCUGUGUGUCCAGCCAGAGGCUACUACUUUGGAAGAAGAACAAGCCCAUAAAGAUGGCGAAUGCUGACAGCUUCUGAGAGAGUUACCUCUUAGUGACAGCCACCAAGAGAAGGCUCAGAGGCCACCAUUCUGGCCACACUGAGAAAAUUGUUUUUCACAGUUCUAUAAUGCAUCUUAGAAAAAACAAAACAAAAAGCUUGUGCCAGACCCAAAGGCAGGGAGUCCAGCCACCAUCAUGGGCCCAGAUUUGGUGUCCCCAACAUGUGGCAAAUUUACCCCACCCCAGCCCUGCACAGUUCAUUAAACAUUUGAUUUUCAACCCA